CCAAUGCUCACUCCUGAAGAGCUGCACGUCCGUUGCCGAUCACCAUGGUACACGGCCUGCUGCUGGCUUGCGCAACGCUUUUCCUAGCCGCCGCUACAGCUGAUGAAUGCUCUAGUACAUGUGGUACACCGUCAGGGCUCGAGUUCUGCUCCUACGUGUCGUUCGCCGUCUGUGGAGGCGAAUCUUCCUAUGAAGAGCUGGACGAAGCCGCACUGUUGGCCUUCAAGGCCUGGAGCGACCUCAACAGUAGCGAAUAUCGACUCUCUUUACUACCGCAGUAUAAAAGCUUCAGCCACGAGAAGAUCGAGGACACUAUCAAGACGCUGGACCUCGCCAACGCCAGCAGUGCAUGCGGCCUCUUUCUGCGUCGCAUGGAGUGCGCCGUGCACUUUCCCGUGUGUGAAGUGGGUCGAGACGUCUCCAAAGUUUGCUUGACUUCUUGUCUGUCCACAGUGCACACACAAUGUCCUGGACUCAGCAACAUUUGCGCUACAUUCGACGAAACACAGGUGGAAAGUAAGAGCAACAAGUGCUUCAAAGUUGGCUACACAGGCCCCGCAAUGGGCAUGUGGGUGGCAGGCUUCCUCAUCUCGCUCAUCUUCUCUGUGCUCAACUCCGUGGGUAUUAAUUUACAAAAGCUAUCCAUGUCACGCAACGACACGGCAGAAGUAAAGAAAACCACACUCAAACAGCCUCUCUGGAUGCUCGGCUUCGGCCUCGUGUGUCUUGGCUCGCUACUGGACUUUGUGGCGUUCGGUAUGGCACCACAGACACUGCUAGCACCACUUGCAGCCCUGUCAUUAGUGUGGAAUAUGCUCAUUGCCCCGAUCUUCCACAAGGAAAAAGUGACACGUCAGAACCUGAUCGCCACGGCUAUCAUCUUUGUCGGGGUAACAUUGACAGUGAUCUUCGCAGGACACAGCACUCCAUCCUACGAGCUGGAAGAUCUCAUUCGUCUCUAUCAACAACCAGCUAUGUACGCGUACAUUACGCUGAUCGUGUGCUUCUUAGGAGGUCUCUUCACGUUCUGCCGCUACAUCGAACGCACGCACAAUUACGAGGAAGGUCUGUUCCACAUCAUUUGUUACGGCGGCAUCGCAGGGACAUUUGGAGGGCAGUCAGUGCUGCUUGCCAAGUCGACGGUAGAGUUGUUGAAGAGUGCGAUCUGGGGAGACGCUGGCUUGUACAUGUUCACUCAACUCACUUCCUACGUGAUCGUCGCUGGAAUGUGCGCGUGUCUCGGGUUCCAAGUUCACUUCCUCAAUGGUGGACUGGCACGAUUCGAUGCACUUGUGGUGAUUCCCGUGUAUCAGAGCUUCUGGAUUCUCACGAGUGUGCUGGGUGGCAUCAUGUACUUUGAAGAGUACGUGAGUAUGACUCGGACACAGAUGUUCAUGUUCACUAUUGGAGGGUGCGUCACCAUCUUGGGAAUCAUUGUACUUCUCAAGACAAGUCACUCGGGUGACGGACGCUACACCGAACUGGCACUUACGCCGACAUCAGCGUGGACAAUUGAUGACUCCGAUGAAGAAGUGGAGCUCAAUUUACCGUCGAUCGCUCCUGGGUCUGUGACUCCUGUCUUCCCAAAGAAGAUUUCCGCUAGCGACGCGGCAGUUGCAGCGGCCAUCUAUUGGACAGAUUCUGCGUCACCAAUUGGCAGUAGUCGUGUCAAUACAAAGCCAAAAGACUUUGAUGGCGACGAAGAAGAAGAGGAUUUCAUUUAA
Molecule: messenger RNA, 1724 nt
Organism: Phytophthora infestans T30-4
Lineage: Eukaryota; Oomycota; Peronosporomycetes; Peronosporales; Peronosporaceae
Exons: 3
Coding region: 45-1724 (559 amino acids)
Biological process (GO): magnesium ion transport
Cellular component (GO): membrane
Molecular function (GO): magnesium ion transmembrane transporter activity
Source: RefSeq, a predicted model, not a curated record